Molecule: messenger RNA, 2547 nt
Organism: Rhizophagus irregularis DAOM 181602=DAOM 197198
Lineage: Eukaryota; Fungi; Glomeromycota; Glomeromycetes; Glomerales; Glomeraceae
Biological process (GO): carbohydrate metabolic process
Molecular function (GO): aldehyde-lyase activity
Source: RefSeq, a predicted model, not a curated record
AAUAAAUUUUUCUUCAUUUUGCUCAAAAAUUAAGAAAAAAUGCAUUCUACUACGGGUUUGAAUAUGACAAUUCCUGAAAAAGUAUCAGAUUUAUUAGUAAAAUUAGAUACAACGGAAAUCAGAUCAAAAGAAGAUUUAUAUCCUUUAGAAUUGUUACAGCGAGCUACGAACUAUUUAGCCGCUUCAAUGAUUUUCUUACAAAAAAAUACUUUACUGGAAAGACCUUUAAGUAAAGAUGAUGUCAAAGAAAGAUUGUUGGGUCAUUGGGGAACAUGUCCCGGGAUUAAUCUCAUUUACGCCCAUUGCAAUCAUCUAAUAAGAAAACAUUCGAUUCCAAUGUUCCUUGUAACCGGCCCAGGACAUGGUGCUCCUGCCUGUUUAGCUAAUCUUUUUAUUGAAGGAUCUCUCGCUAAAUUUUACCCUCAAUAUAGUGUUAAUAAAGAUGGCUUGAAUAGACUUAUCAAAAAUUUUAGUUGGCCUCGCGGGUUUCCAAGUCACGUGAAUUCCGAGGUUCCGGGGCAAAUUCAUGAAGGUGGUGAACUUGGGUAUGCUCUUUCGGUUAGUUUUGGUGCAAUUAUGGAUAACCCGGAUUUGAUAGUCACGUGCAUCGUUGGUGAUGGUGAAGCCGAAACUGGUCCGACUGCAACAGCUUGGCAUUCUUACAAAUUUAUCGAUCCAGCUGAAAGUGGUGCAGUAAUACCAAUUUUGCACGAUAAUGGAUUCAAGAUUUCAGAAGAAACGAUUUAUGGCGCUAUGGAUGAUACUGAACUUUCCACCUUAUUUACUGGGUUUGGAUAUCAAGUUCGCAUAGUAUCGGAUCUAAAUGAUAUCAAUGCAGAUAUGGCUACUUCAAUGGAAUGGGCAUAUCAAGAAAUUCGAAGAAUCCAAACCUGUGCCAGGUCUGGGAAUCCAAUUUAUAAACCAAGGUGGCCAAUGUUGGUUCUUCGAACACCAAAAGGAUGGACGGGUCCUAGAGAGUUACAUGGACAACGUAUUGAAGGUUCAUUUAGAUCUCAUCAAGUACCUUUACCGCAUGCAAGAGUUGAUGAUGAUGAAUUUCGUUUACUGGAAUCUUGGUUAAAGAGUUACAAAUUUCAUGAAUUAUUUGAUUUAUCCGAUAAUUCAUUUAUAAUGGAAGUUCUUGAAGCUUUGCCAAAAGAAGAAUUACGUAUGGGAAUUAGAAAAGAGACGUAUGCUGCAUAUGAACCUUUAGAUUUACCGAAUUGCAAAGAGUUAUUGGUACAAAAAGGUGAUAACGAAAGCUGUAUGAAAAUUACUGGACAAUAUUGUUCUGAAGUCAUUAAAAUGAAUCCGAAGAGAUUCAGAAUCUUUUCUCCAGAUGAACUUGUUUCAAACAAGUUGGAUGCUACUUUUCAAGUCACCAAUCGAAACUUUCAAUGGUCUCACCAGACUAGCAACAAAGGAGGUCGUAUAGCCGAAAUUUUAUCUGAGCACACAUGUCAAGGAUGGAUGCAAGGAUAUACUUUAACAGGACGCGUUGCAUUGUUUCCGUCUUAUGAAACGUUCUUAGGAAUUAUCAUCACAAUGAUGAUUCAAUACGCAAAAUUCAUUAAACUUGGUAUGGAAACAUCAUGGCGAUUGCCAAUUGGAUCUUUUAAUUAUAUUGAAACUUCAACUCUCUGGCGACAAGAGCAUAAUGGAUUUUCCCAUCAAAAUCCUUCAUUCAUCAACAAUCUUAUUAACAUGAAAUAUGAACAUAUUCGCAUUUAUUUGCCAGCGGAUGCAAAUUGUUCUCUUAUUACAAUAGCUCACUGUUUAAGAGCAAAAAAUUAUAUUAAUUUGAUUAUUGGAAGUAAAAAUCCAACACCUGUUUGGCUAUCACCUGAAGAAGCAGAAAAUCAUUGUAUAGCGGGAGCAUCAGUAUGGAAAUUUGCUUCAACCGAUGAUGGCCUUGAUCCUGAUGUAGUUUUGGUUGGAUGUGGUACAGAAGUUACAUUCGAAGUUAUUGCAGCAGCGAGUUUAUUAAAGAAAGAUGUUCCAGAAUUACGCGUUAGGGUAGCUAAUGUGACAGAUUUAAUGAUUUUACCAGGAAAUGGGAGUCAUCCACAUUCUUUGGAUAACGAGGCUUUUGAAAGCUUGUUUACUAAUGACAAACCUAUUAUAUUUAAUUUUCACGGUUAUCCAAGUGUAAUUAGAACACUCUUAUUUGAUAGGCCUAAUUCACAACGUAUAACUGUGUUGGGAUAUAAAGAAGAAGGCACUACAACUACCCCUUUUAAGAUGUUAACUGCUAAUGGAACCAGUAGAUAUGACGUUAUAAUUGCAACUAUUCAUAACGUGUCCAAGUUUCAUCCAAAACUAUCAAUAAGAACACAUGAACUAAUCUCAUUAUAUAAACAUAAAAUUGUUGAGCAUGAUAAGUAUAUCGAGAAAUACGGUAAAGAUCCCGAACAUCUUAUGGAUAAACCAGAAUUUUAAGUGUAGGUUAAACUUUGAGGUUAAGGGUUAUACUUUUUCUUUUUCAACUUUUUCAACAAUAUAAUAUUAUUGCACAUAUAGUAUGAUUUAUUUACAAUAAACAGCCUG